Nematocida major is the source of this 1941-nucleotide messenger RNA. RefSeq lists its product as uncharacterized. NCBI's taxonomy places the organism in Eukaryota, Fungi, Microsporidia. The transcript has a single exon. The coding region runs from base 1 to 1941 and encodes 646 amino acids. The record is from RefSeq and is a predicted model, not a curated record.
AUGCUUGUGCAGAAGAAUGCAAUCAAAUCACGAGGCCUGGCUUUUUGCGGGACUCUUCUAUUCUUAUGCAUGGUUCUGGAUAGGGUGCAUUGCGCAGCCCAUACCCCUCCACAAGGCCCGUCCUGUGCGAGCCACGAAGUUCUUUUUAAGGACAGGGUAGAAUCCUACGUAAAAGAAACCACUGCCGUAUACAAAGUCAUGCGGGAGAUUAACCGAAGAAACCUUCUAGGCAGAAAAAAGCAGGUGACUACGUCCUGCCGCAACUACCUUCUAAACCCUCCGUGGACCUGCAUGCAAGGCGCUCUCCACCGGCCCGAUACUAUGAGCUUUUUUGCCAUAAACGAGUUUGACACUUCGACCACAAUAGGCCUGGUCUUCGACAGAGACGUCUUAAAACCCCGAUCUGAGCUAAACUGGGCGAUUACACGCUGUUUUCACAAAAAAAAAUCCAAGCCCGCGGUCUCUUUCAUCCCGAAGGACAGAAAGCCCAAAAGCAAGCUCUUGUCCUCGCUGGCCCAUCUGGGAAACGCCUUUGGGCUUAUCAUGCUCGGGUUUGUUGAGUACCCGCUAAAAACAAACCACAUGUUUGCCCUCGACACAAACCCUUCUCUGAUGAGUCAGUGCGUGUACGACUACAUGACCACGGAGAUGGCCAUGCCGAAAGCCAACACAUGGCACAACAUGUGCGUUAUUCGAAACAGCUUCACGGACAAGGAUUAUGUGCGGCUGGAGUACAGGCAGGAGGACUCGGACAGCAUAGCGAGCAUCCGCAUCGGCAAGCACCACCCUCUUUUAAGAACUCUGCUUUUUGUCUUUUCCGGCGGACACCUUCCAGAGUCUGUCUCGUGCAGCGAAAAAGCCACCGAAAGAAUAUACACAGAUCCCCCCAUAGAGUCUGACCGUGAAAUUCACGUGGAAAUAGUGAGGUGUGUGCAGCUCCUGGCGAGCACGUACGCGCAGAAAGGCAUCGCCGAUAAAAUCGAAAAAGUUGCAGAAAUGGGGGCAGGAAUGUGCAUAUUCAAGCUGCAGGCCAUGCUGCACGAGGCCAUCAAAAACGGCCUCACAAAGAAGUGCAUUGAUGCGCUUGUCGAAAUAUUCCAGCAGCCUGAACAACUUUCUCUUGUGACUGUGCAGGGAGACAUCAGCCACAUGCACUUGUUUGAGUACUCGAAAGACUACACGGUCGUUUCAAAGAACGACCCGGGAAACACGAGACGGCCCAGGGCCAUCUUAGAGAACGAAGACGCGCCGUACCUGCAGCCACUGCCUGAGAAGGCCAGCCCAGAUGCGCCUCUCGAAGGCCCUCUUUCCUCCGCCCCAGAACAGGAUGUUUUGGGCGGCUCUGAAGGAAUGUGCCUUUCCAUGUGGAAUGACCCAAGCGAGGCGCACGUUGUUUGGGUGCAGGUGGAGGAAACACCCAACGCCAAGCCGCUAAUAAUCCCGUAUCACGUGCAAGGAGAGGAGUUUCGGGAAAUUCUGCAAUACUUAAUGUGCCCAUUGUCAAACCAAGCUAUUAAAGAGACCCAGACAAGAUGCAUCGCAUAUGCCAUGAAUCAGAGGGCGGCGUUCUCUCUCGCGUACCUCGACCUUCUCUGCGCGCUUCCCACGGAGGAGCACAAGCUCACACAUGAGAGCGCCAAGCAAGUCAUGGAAGACCUUGUGAAAAGAGAGGCUGACCUGGCCGAUCGAAUGCAGGAGCUUAGAAAAGCGUGCACCACGGACAAAAACAAGAACAAAGUGUACAGAGUUUUGCCGCCCAAGGAGAAAAUAGAGGUCUUCAACAACCUGUAUUUGACUCGGGCUGAGGCGAGGGAAAGCGCUGAGAUAAGAAACACCCUCAAAGCAGACUCUGUGGAUAAACUGUUAAAAGAGCCGCACAGACACCUGGACAUGUUUGGAGAGUACCCGCACGAGCCCACCCGCAUAAAGUACGCCGAGUAG